AUGAGCACCGACGUUACAGCGCCUCUCAAGUUACCACACUUUGCAAACGUGUUUGACGAGCCGUUGAGCACUGGCGUUCGCCGCCCAGCGGAGUCCAUGCCUCGCAUCACCCAGCAGUAUGCUUUGCCCAUUCACUAUCCAAACCAACCAAAGGACGUCGGCGAUGCCUCUCGGCGACGUGGAGAUCUCACACCGCGCGCAGACGACACUCUGCGCAGAAAGACCCCAAAUGGGACACUUGAUGCAGGCUACGACGUUUCUUCGGACGACUUCCAUCAACCACUCAAGCAUCAGGUUGUACCAUCAAGAGACGUUCAUGCCUCCAGGCCGAGCUCGGCAUAUGUGGCCGACGGCAAGCGUACUUUUCUACAACAUCAGCACCAGAGGCAGCAGAACGUCACUCACACAAGCUGGACUCGAGACGGCGAAAUAGGAUGGCAGCCCAGUCAGUAUGUUCAGCAUCCGGCCGCCUUCCCUGUAGAUUCUGUUUUGCAGCAGACGCCCACGCAGCAAUUUCCCCUUCAACAGUACUAUGGACAAACAGUCCCGAGCGUGAUACAGCCGUCAUAUCAAUAUCUCGGACCCACGGCUUCCGGAGGACAGGGUGCUGGACCUUACGGUCCAUACUGGCACGAUGGCACCUUCGUACCUUACAGACCGGCCGCAAUUCGAGAUCCACGCUUCUAUCAUCAUGGUCCCAACUACGCACCGCCUCAGACUUUGAUUCAGGACAACGUGUGGCAGCAUGGUAACCAGCCUCCCGCACAGUGGAUGGCUGCUCAUGGCGCGGGUCCGUACGCUCCGGUGCCCUUAGGGCUUCCGCCGAAUGCGCAUCAGACCCAAGGGGGAAUCGUCUACGGUCAUGCUGCCCGAUCUAUUUCUAACGGUGGGUCCCUCUCUGCUGUUCCUGGACCAUUGCCGCCUUUCUCGCUAGAUCCGAUUGAGGCCCAUCAGAACUAUCAAAGUGUCGACACUGAAUAUGGUCCCUCAUCGCCAAAUGGCAGACAACGGGACAGGACAUUUACCUGGGCUCUCCAACAGUAUCGUGAGCUCCUGGCUUAUAUACAUCAUACACGACGUCAGCAACAGCAAUGUCGACAGGCAAACGGUCAACAGAACGUUCCACAGCGGCCAAGCUUUUACCCAAAGCCUCCCCGACCAUCAACUUCCGGUUCGUCCCAGCAAAUCGGCAAGACCAGGGCAGAAUUAGAGGGCGCUUGCAAGAGCAAUGAGGCAGAUCCGCCUGUUGGCCCACCGCGCGCCGACGGACAAGUUGCUCAAGACCAGAAUCUGCACGGAACACACGUAUCUUCUGUGCGGCCGUCAAGUGGGGUGUCGUUCCACGAAAACGGUGGCUAUCAUCGACGCGCUUCGUUCGGCCAAACACUGCAUUCUCCGCUGUUUUCACAAACGUCUGUCCAGCAGGCCGACCGACAGCGGUCUCUGCGUCGCUCCACGGGGUCAUCCGUGUCUACCAUGUUCGCACCACAAGACGACUCGCCUCCCAUGAGAGCAACGGCCGCGCUCGCGCAAAUGACUCGACUAUGCCAGGACACCCAGUGGCAGUGGAUUGAUGGUAUGCAUUUGGGAGGAUGUUUAGCAUAUGGACUCGGCAACUACCAAAAGGCUUUAAAGUGGUACAACAAAGUGUUAGAGAGGGAUCCAAAGCACCUAGAGGCAACAUCCAACCUAGCAGCUACACUGCUCGCGCUCGGAGAGAAAUCAGAGGCAGAGCAGCAUUGGAUCAAAGUGGUAAAGGCUGCACCGAAUCAUUUCGAGGCCGUCGAACAUUUGGUCGGUCUGUUGUGUAACGAGCAAAGGAGCAAGGAUGCGAUCAGGGUAAUCGAGUACGUCGAGCGGUCGUUGCGACGGACGAAGAGCUCGGCCACGCUCAAGGUUUCGGACCGUCAAAGUGAAUGCUCCUCGUCCACGGCCAGUCGUUCCCCCUGCAUCUCAGAGAAAUCCGAUAACAUGGUUUGCGAUCUCUUCGACGGCGACGGAGACGCGUUUGCCAUGGACUGCAGAGAUGUUCCGAGCAGUUCGGAGCCAGGCUUCGGCUCAAGUGGCUUCGCAAUUCCUGGCUGCGACAAUGGCAGAAUACUCGCCCUCAUUCACGCGAAAGGAAACAUGCUUUAUGGCCUUGGCGACAAUUCCGGUGCUGCCAGAGCAUUCGAAGACGCCGUGCUCAUUGCGACGGGGAGCAAAUAUGACACCGUCCAAGGGCUCAUUAAGCACAUUUUAAGUGUCGUAUCUGCUACGGUGUCAUUGCAACCACAGCAGAGAGGACCGCUUCCGCCAUCUGCAGAACCGAUCUUGUUGUCUCCUGACCAAGCUUUGGCGACCGCGAGGCUGUGCUUUCCGURCAUUGGCGAACUUCCUGGGCUUCGGCACGUUCCCGGAGGUUCCCAGAGUCUAGCUCGAAAGGCAGUCGUAUCAACGACUAGCAACUCUCUGCUGUCUCUUGCGAAAAUCUUCCAAGACGGAAUGUCCAACGCGAGUGCAAGCGCGAAUACCAAUGCAAAUCGAUCGUUUGGCGUGAACCCCUUGACGCACGGCGUGAGAGACAUACUAGCGUUGUACUACCUUUCAUUGUCUCUGCAACCAAGUCCAUCGACCGCCAAUAAUGUUGGAAUAUUGUUGGCCAGCGUCCAGCAAGUAGUAGCGCCGACGCCAUCACGCCAGAAGCUAGACUUUCCCGGUAUCGCACCGGGGAGCGGCAUUGCUCUUGCGUUGCAAUAUUACAAUUAUGGCCUACAACUGGACCAGAAUCAUGCUCAUCUUUACACCAACCUUGGCAGUCUGCUGAAGGACAUCGGUCAGCUCGACGCAGCGAUCAGCAUGUACGAGCGUGCAGUCAAAUGUGAUGGCAAAUUUGACAUAGCCCUUGCGAAUCUCGCCAACGCUGUCAAGGACAAAGGAAGGAUCAGUGACGCUAUCGUCUACUACAAACGUGCGGUGGAAGUCAGUCCAGAUUUCGCGGAGGCUGUCUGCGGGCUGGCGAACGCCCUGAACUCUGUUUGUGGAUGGCAGGCGCGGGGAGGUAUCGCCGAAGAUGGUGGAAGGCGAGACAGGUGGCAUGUGGACAACAACGGUAUGCUUCUGGAUGCGAGGCAGCCUGGGGCAACAAGUUCUGGAUGGAUCCGUCGUGUUGUCGAUAUCGUGGAAAAGCAGCUCGUCGAGGGCGAAGCUUGGGGCUCUGGUACUCUGACACCCUCAGUACUCGAAAGUGUAUUGCAGCAGGUCAUCAAUUUUGACGAUUGCCAUGGAGAGACCAAAGCGCGAGAAACGGCUCUUCGAAAGUCACUCACAGCAUGGGCCGGCCACAAUUGGGAAGGAGCUCGAUUGACAAGACUGAUAGAGCGUGCGACGAAACGAAUCAGCUGGCACUGGUAUCAGGACACAUAUGUGACCAAACGCCAUCGCUCCUCGUCGAGCUACAACCGCCCACAGCUACCAGCGGCGCUCGCUGUUCCCUCCGCUCCCACUGUUCUACCAUUUCACACAUUCACCUGUCCAAUGUCGGCGAAACAAAUUCGGUUGAUCUCCCAAAGGAACGCACUUCGCAUCUCUACAACAACCCUUCGAUCACCGUGGCUCCCGAAACAGGUUUUUCCGCCGCCYAAGCCCCCUAUGCCAAGUCUCCGGGUGGGAUACGUCUCAUCCGAUUUCAACAAUCAUCCCCUGGCGCAUCUUAUGCAGUCCGUGUUUGGACUUCAUGACACCCGUCGGGUCAAGGCUUACUGCUACGCGACGACGGCAAGUGACAACUCCGUACAUCGUCAACAGAUACAGGCCGAAGCGCCGGUAUUCCACGAUGCAAGCUCAUGGUCCGCUGAGAGGCUCGUCACACAGAUCGUGCAGGACGGAAUCCAUAUUCUUGUCAACUUGAAUGGAUACACUCGUGGGGCGCGCAACGAAGUCUUCGCAGCCCGUCCUGCGCCGAUUCAAAUGUCUUUCAUGGGAUUUGCGGGCACUCUCGGCGCAGAAUGGUGCGACUAUUUGCUGGCUGACGAGACUGCCGUACCAACUGAUACGCUGCGACCUUGGCGGAGGAACGUGGACCUUGAAGAUCAACUUGUCGACCUCAACAAUGGUGGCGACAACGACGAUUGGGUUUACGGCGAGAACAUUAUAUACUGCCGCGACACAUUUUUCUGCUGCGACCACAAACAAAGCGCCCCGGACGCGAAAGACCAGGACCUGGGCUGGGACGAAGAGCAGAAGCGACGGUGGCAGAUGCGCAGGGAGCUUUUCCCACAAUUAUCGGAUGAUACGAUUAUCUUCGGCAACUUCAACCAGCUUUACAAGAUCGACCCGACGACGUUUCGAACGUGGCUUCGCAUACUGGCAAACGUGCCGAAUUCUAUCCUCUGGCUUUUGCGAUUCCCAGACCUCGGAGAGUCCAACCUCCUCGCGACAGCUCGCAUGUGGGCUGGAACAGAGGUUGCGUCUCGGGUCAUCUUUACGGACGUGGCACCCAAGCACCUGCAUAUUUCACGCGCAAGGGUCUGCGAUCUAGUCCUGGACACUGCCGAGUGUAACGCCCACACAACGGCGGCUGAUGUCCUCUGGAGCGGCACGCCACUACUCACUUUACCGCGAUAUGCAUAUAAGAUGUGCAGUCGUAUGGCGGCCAGCAUACUGAAGGGUGCUUUGCCAAAAAGCGACGAAGGAGCUCUCGCAGCUGUCGAGCUCGUAGCGACUAGCGAGGAGGACUACGAAGAGAAGGCAAUCAUGCUUGGCAGGUCGUUUUCCUUUGUGAAGGGCAGCAACGGCGUCAGUCAGGGCAGGCUCACUGAGUUGCGAAAAAUGCUGUUUGAAGCUCGUUGGACCAGCGCAUUGUUCGACACCGCGAGAUGGGUCAGAGACCUUGAGGACGCGUAUGAAGAAUCUUGGAAACGUUGGGAGUGUGGAAAGGGGGGCGAUAUUUGGUUGUCCAAGAUCCCGCAGCACGAACCAUGA
Ramularia collo-cygni is the source of this 4962-nucleotide messenger RNA. Its product is annotated as related to UDP-N-ACETYLGLUCOSAMINE--PEPTIDE N-ACETYLGLUCOSAMINYLTRANSFERASE. The transcript is spliced from 2 exons. Lineage: Eukaryota; Fungi; Ascomycota; Dothideomycetes; Mycosphaerellales; Mycosphaerellaceae. The record is from RefSeq and is a predicted model, not a curated record. The coding region runs from base 1 to 4962 and encodes 1653 amino acids. Gene Ontology annotation, biological process: protein O-linked glycosylation. Gene Ontology annotation, molecular function: protein binding; glycosyltransferase activity.